CAGCGCGACGCCGUUUCAGAAGCACCGCCAUUUGCCGCUAUUUAUUGGAAGGGAGAGAGGAAAGAGUCUAGAGAGAGAAAGAAACGAGGGAAAAUCAAGAAAGGGCGAAGAACACAACACUCUAUUUUCCACUUCUCUUCUUCGUCUUCAUUGCAGAACCGACGAAGGAGAAACGACUUUACGCACCUACCAAAAAGGCUUCGCCUUUUUCAGUUCCUUCUUUCCCCCGCACUCCUUCCAUUUCCCAUCCCUCAGCCCCCUCAACCUUUUCCAUCGUCCAUUUCCAGAUCCCUCGCUGCUUCUCGAAUUCCCUUCCCUUUCCAGCGCUUCAUCGUCCCCCCGGAAGGGGUUUCGUUAGGGUUUUUUGGUUCUCGGGAGAUGGAGUCGGAUGAAGACAACAUGGUGGACGCCAACGACGUGGAGUCGGUGGAUGGCGACUUCUACAGCGGGGAGUUGGAGGAUGAUUACUACUACAGCGAAGGUGAUGACGAUGGUGGCGGUGAAAAUGGCGGCGGUGACGAUGAGGAUGGUCCCGGGUAUGAUUUCAUGGCUGAGGCUGCUGAUGAUCUCGUCGAGGAUUCGGUAUACUGGCGCCAGCAGCAAAGUUACUCGAUCUUGAAGGAGGAUGACAUAAAGCAACAGCAGGAUGAUGCUAUCACUAGAGUGUCUACCGUCCUUUCCAUACCAAAAGUUGAUGCAACCAUACUUCUUCGUCACUACAACUGGAGUGUUAGUAAGGUGCAUGAUGAGUGGUUUGCAGACGAGGAUGGAGUCCGGAGUACUGUUGGUUUGCUGGAUAGGCCAGCGGUUCAUGUUUCUGAUGUUAGAGAACUCACUUGUGGCAUCUGUUUCGAAUUCUUUCCUCGAAGUAGAAUAGUUUCGGCGGCUUGUGGUCAUCCUUUCUGCAAUUCGUGCUGGUCAGGUUACAUAAACGCCAGUGUCAAUGAUGGCCCUGGAUGCUUGGCACUGAGAUGCCCUGAUCCCAGUUGUCGUGCUGCGGUUGGUUUAGACAUGGUCAAUAUGUUGGCUUCUGAUGAAGAGAAAGAGAAAUAUGCUCGCUACCUUCUUAGAUCAUAUGUUGAAGAUAACAGAAAGACCAAAUGGUGCCCUGCACCUGGGUGCGAAUGUGCUGUUGAUUUUGCUGGGGGUGUUGGAAACUUUGAUGUGUCCUGCCUUUGCUCAUAUAGCUUUUGCUGGAGUUGCACGGAAGAAGCUCAUCGUCCAGUGGAUUGUGGAACUGUUUCGAAGUGGAUUUUGAAGAACAGUGCGGAAUCUGAAAACAUGAACUGGAUAUUAGCCAAUUCCAAGCCUUGUCCCAAGUGCAAGCGACCCAUUGAAAAGAAUCAAGGGUGCAUGCACAUGACAUGUACGCCUCCUUGCAAAUUUGAGUUUUGCUGGCUAUGCCAGGGGUCUUGGUCAGAACAUGGAGAGAGGACUGGUGGUUUUUAUGCUUGUAAUCGCUACGAGGCAGCUAAGCAGGAGGGAGCGUAUGAUGAGGCUGAGAAGAGGCGAGAAAUGGCUAAGAAUUCGUUGGAGCGAUAUACACAUUAUUAUGAAAGAUGGGCAAGCAAUCAAACGUCGAGACAAAAAGCUCUUGCAGAUUUGCAGCAAAUGCAGAAUGUGCAUCUUGCGAAGCUUAGCGACAUACACUGCACACCUGAGUCUCAGCUCAAGUUCAUAACUGAUGCCUGGCUUCAGAUUGUUGAAUGCAGGCGAGUCUUGAAAUGGACUUACGCAUACGGGUUUUAUCUUCCUGAUCAUGAGCAAGGAAAGAGGCAGUUUUUUGAGUAUCUUCAAGGUGAGGCAGAGUCUGGCCUGGAAAGGCUUCAUCAAUGUGCAGAGAAAGAACUGCAGCAGUUCCUCACACCCGAAGCAGAUAGACCAUUGAAGGAGUUUGAGGAGUUCCGGACUAAGCUAGCAGGACUGACCAGUGUGACGAAAAAUUACUUUGAGAACUUGGUAAGAGCAUUGGAGAAUGGGCUGGCAGAUGUGGACUCGAAUGGUUCCAGUAGCCGAGCAGCCGGCUCAAAGGAUACAGGUGGCAGCAAGGGAAGAGCCGGGAGGGGAAAAGCGAAUGUUAAGACGGAUAAAUGUACUACAUGUUUUUCCUCCUUCAGAAUGGGAGGCUGCAUCUCUUCCGCCGCGAAAGCCGGCCGCGUCCUCUCCUCCCGGUUCAGCAGCCGCCGCCCGCCGCCGCCGCCGUACUCCGACUACAGCAAGACCCCGCGGAAGCUCGCCACGUUCCGCGCCGCCGCGGUGGUGAAGGACCCCACGGGGGACAACAUCCACGACAAGUACACUCUCCACAAGGAGCUCGGCCGCGGCGAGUUCGGCAUCACGUACGAGUGCGUCGAGAAGGAUUCCGGCGAGAAGUUCGCCUGCAAGACCAUCUCCAAGGCGAAGCUGCGGACGGAGAUCGACGUCGAGGACGUCCGGCGGGAAGUGGAGAUCAUGCGCCACCUGCCCAAGCACCGCAACAUCGUGGCGUUUAAGGAAGCGUACGAGGACAGGGAGAUGAUUUAUUUGGUGAUGGAGCUCUGCGAAGGCGGGGAGCUCUUUGAUCGGAUUGUGGCCAAAGGGCAUUACACCGAGAGAGCCGCCGUCAUGGUCACCAAGACCAUUUUGGAGGUCGUCAAGGUGUGCAACGAACAUGGAGUGAUUCACAGGGACUUGAAGCCGGAGAACUUCUUAUUCGCGGAUGCGUCUGAAAACUCCGACCUCAAGGCCAUCGAUUUCGGUCUUUCCAUAUUCUUUGAACGCGAUGAACGUUUCAAUGAGAUAGUUGGAAGCCCAUAUUACAUGGCUCCUGAGGUGCUUAGAAGGAAUUAUGGCCCAGAGAUUGAUGUUUGGAGCUCUGGUGUCAUUCUUUACAUCUUGCUUUGUGGGGUUCCUCCAUUUUGGGCAGAGACUGAAGAAGGAAUUGCACAAGCAAUUGUAAGGGGGCAUUUGGAUUUUUCAAGGGAUCCAUGGCCUAAGGUCUCUAAAGAAGCCAAAAGCCUAGUUAAGAGCAUGCUUGAUCAAAAUCCUAACUCUCGACUAACCAUCCAAGAAGUACUCGAGCAUCCGUGGAUGCAAAAUGCGAGCGAGGCACCGAAUGUGUCCCUAGGGGAGAAUGUAGGAGCAAGGAUUAGGCAGUUCUCUCUGAUGAAUAAGUUCAAAAAAAGAGUUCUUAGAGUGGUAGCAGAUAACUUACCCGACGAGCAAGUAAACCACAUAAGACAAUUAUUCCAAACGAUGGACGCCGACAAAAAUGGAGAUGUGUCAUUCGAGGAACUCAAAGACGGUCUUCUUAACACUGGCCAUGCUCUUCCUGAUCUCGAAGUCAAGAUGUUAAUGGACGCUGCGGAUUUCGACGGGAAUGGUACAUUGAGCUGGGACGAGUUCAUAGUGAUGUCGAUCCAUCUGAGGAAGAUUGCAAAUGACGAUAAUCUAGCUCGAGCGUUCAGCUACUUCGAUAAGAACAAGAGUGGUUACAUUGAGAUUGAUGAGCUGAGAGACGCCAUGAUUGAAGACCAUUCAGGCCCCAUCAACAUCGAGCAAGUGAUUAAAGACAUCAUGGUGGAUGUUGAUCUUGAUAAGGAUGGAAGAAUAAGUUAUGAAGAAUUCAAGGCAAUGAUGAAGAGUGGGAUGGAUUGGAAAAUGGCAUCUCGACAAUAUUCAAGGGCCAUGCUAAAUGCCCUAAGCAUCAAGUUACUAAAGGACAAAUCCUUGGCUCAAAUUAAGUAGUAGUGUUCAGAUUAAUCAUUGUCACUAAUCAAUUUGAAGAUCCCUUUUUUGUGUAUGUGCCAAUUUUAACCAAAUUAAGAGAAAUGUGUACCAUUUUUAACCAAUCAUGUUAUCAUAAACAUGCUUUCCUCUUUAUAAUGAUAUCAAAGUUAGUUCUCGGGAUAAAACUACGUUAGUAAUAUAUCGACACCAUGUGCAUCAAGUAGUAAUAUGAAAAUAAUCUAAGAAAAUAAUCUAAUAGUAUGGAAAGAUAACUACAAGAUAUUCAGUAUCACUAGCUCAACCAUUAUAUUUAACAAUCUCAAUUUUAAAAUGAAUGAAUUUACAUCUACAAACAUGAAAAAACUUCACAAGUGAAAAACUAACAAAGGGAAUUA
Messenger RNA from Linum tenue, 4103 nucleotides. The record is from the annotation of a GenBank genome assembly. Lineage: Eukaryota; Viridiplantae; Streptophyta; Magnoliopsida; Malpighiales; Linaceae.